Molecule: messenger RNA, 2337 nt
Organism: Penicillium diatomitis
Lineage: Eukaryota; Fungi; Ascomycota; Eurotiomycetes; Eurotiales; Aspergillaceae
Gene: erb1
Product: ribosome biogenesis protein ERB1
Exons: 1
Coding region: 1-2337 (778 amino acids)
Biological process (GO): ribosome biogenesis; maturation of LSU-rRNA from tricistronic rRNA transcript (SSU-rRNA, 5.8S rRNA, LSU-rRNA)
Cellular component (GO): PeBoW complex; preribosome, large subunit precursor
Molecular function (GO): ribonucleoprotein complex binding; protein binding
Source: RefSeq, a predicted model, not a curated record
AUGGAUGCCCGGAAAGCUUCCAAAAAGCGCAAGGCGAUUACUCGCGAUGUCGAGGAGGAGGCGGGUGUUUUUUCAGGCGAUGAAUUGAGCGCCGAGAAUUUGGAUGGAGCUCUCUCAGACAACAACAACGAGCUGUCGGGGAGCGAGGAAGAAGACAGCGAUUCCGAGAUUGAAUUGAUUGACGACUUCAGCGACGAGGAUGAUGAAGAGGAUGAAGACGAGCUUGACAGUGACGAACUUCCGUCCGAUACUGAGCCCGAGACGCCAAAACUGUCCAAGUCCAUACUCACCGAUCAUGAGCCAAACUUCCGAGUCGUCAAGGACGCCAACGGCAACGAUCGCUACCUCUACGACGAGAUCAACCCAGACGACAAUUCUGACUACUCCGAAGCGGACGAGAAUGCUAACACCAUUGGUGAUAUCCCCUUGACAUUUUACGACCAGUACCCUCAUAUCGGAUACGACAUCAAUGGCAAGAAGAUCAUGCGCCCAGCCAAGGGCGAGGCUCUCGAUGCGCUGCUUGACAGUAUCGAGGUCCCUAAGGGCUGGACUGGCCUUACCGAUCCUUCGACUGGCAAACCAUUGGAAUUGAGUCAAGAGGAACUUGAGCUCUUGAAGAAGGUGCAGAUGAAUGAGUCGACCGUCGACGGCUACAACCCUUACGAGCCGUUGGUGGAAUCCUUCUCUAGUCAACUUGAAAUUAUGCCUCUCAGUGCUGCCCCUGAACCGAAGCGUCGCUUCGUGCCGUCCAAGCACGAGGCCAAGCGAGUGAUGAAGAUUGUCAAGGCUAUCCGCGAAGGUCGCAUUCUUCCCUAUAGACCUCCAGAGGAGCGCGAAGAGAAGGAUGAGACUCUUAUCAACUACGAUCUGUGGGCCGACGAGGUUCCUCGUGCGGACCAUGUGAUGCAUAUUCCGGCACCCAAGCUGCCUCCUCCGGGCUACGAGGAGAGUUAUCAUCCCCCUCCAGAGUAUCUUCCUGACAAGAAGGAGCGCAAGGAGUGGGAGCAGACUGAUCCCGAGGAUCGUGAGAAGGAAUUCCUGCCAAAUGACUUUGGUUCCCUUCGCCGUGUUCCUGGGUAUGAUAACUUUGUUCAGGAGAAGUUUGAGAGAUGUUUGGAUCUUUACCUGGCUCCUCGUGUGCGUCGCAGCAAACUCAACAUUGAUCCCGAGAGCCUCUUGCCCAAGUUGCCCAGCCCUGAGGAGCUCAAGCCCUUCCCUACAACUUGUGCGACCGUCUUCCGCGGUCACAAGGGUCGUGUCCGCUCUCUCCAUGUCGAUCCUACCGGAAUUUGGCUGGCCACUGGUGGUGAUGACGGUACUGUGCGUGUUUGGGAAAUUCUCACUGGUCGUCAACUCUGGAGUGCCAAGCUCAGCGAUGAGGACGCGGUCAACGUUGUCCGCUGGCGCCCAGGUAAGGAUGCGGUGGUUCUCGCUGCUGCUGCAGGUGAUGAUCUGUUCCUGAUAGUUCCUCCCACGAUCGCCGCCCCGGAGAUCGAGAGGGCCAGCUUAGAUCUUCUUGAUGCUGGUUGGGGUUACGCGGCCUCGAACCCUGCGCCAAGUGGAGCGGAUGCUCUCAAAAAGAACAACCCUCCUCAAUGGAUUCGACCGUCGUCUGAGCUGGCGGAUGCUGGUGUUUGUGCUGUCAUUCCUCUUCGCUAUGUGGCCAAGUCCAUCUCCUGGCACCGUCGCGGUGACUACUUUGUCACCGUCUGCUCGGGGGCCUCCACUCCUGCCUCUGUGGCCAUCUCUAUUCACACUGUUUCCAAGCACCUCACCCAGUAUCCCUUCCGCCGACGUCUCAAGGGUGGCGGUCCUCCUCAGACUGCUCACUUCCAUCCCUCCAAGCCCAUUCUGUUCGUUGCCAACCAGCGAUCCAUUCGUGGAUACGAUCUUUCCCGCCAACUGCUGGUCAAGAUUGUCCAGCCCGGUGCCCGCUGGAUCUCUUCCUUUGACAUUCACCCUACCUCGUCGACUGCUUCCGGUGGCGACAACAUCAUCGUCGGUUCUUACGACCGCCGCCUCCUCUGGCACGAUCUCGACCUUUCACAGCGUCCGUACAAGACUCUACGGUACCAUCGCAAGGCCAUUCGUGCCGUCAAAUUCCACCCUGGCGGUCGCUACCCGCUGUUUGCUGAUGCCAGUGACGACGGCUCAUUGCAGAUCUUCCACGGCAGUGUUACGGGUGACAUGCUCAGCAACGCCAGCAUCGUCCCUCUCAAGGUUCUCAAGGGUCACAAGAUCACCGGUGAGCUCGGUGUCCUCGACAUCGACUGGCAUCCUCGGGAGGCUUGGUGUGUCAGUGCCGGUGCCGAUGGCACAUGUCGCUUGUGGAUGUAG